Messenger RNA from Adelges cooleyi (spruce gall adelgid), 1279 nucleotides. Its product is annotated as alpha-protein kinase 1-like. NCBI's taxonomy places the organism in Eukaryota, Metazoa, Arthropoda, Insecta, Hemiptera, Adelgidae. Bases 379 to 1044 code for a protein of 221 amino acids. The record is from RefSeq and is a predicted model, not a curated record. The transcript is spliced from 3 exons.
CGUGACACGAUACACGACGACGCACAAUGGCAUUUGUGUGUGUGUGUUGUCUCGGCUUUUGUUUUUACAUUUUCAAUGACACGUUUAUUGUGUGCAAACGACAAGUCGACUAAAGCGCGAUAAUAUUUACACACUCUCCGCCGUCAAUCUAAUAAAGACGCUCAUCGUACAGUUUAUGUUGGAUUCGUCUCAGACCGGCCGACGUCAACACGUCAUUAAUGCACACACGCGAUAAAAAUUAUUUGUUUUAUUAACACUGCACAAUAAUAUUGUAUCACCGUUAUCUAUUAUUUUUAUUCCGUAAACGACCAUCGUUCGCAGGCGGCUGGACCGUCGGAAAUCCGUCCAAAGUCGAGGCAUACAUAUCACCAACAUAUCAUGAAGGGAUCGUGGAUUUUGAUCCUUUGCUCGCUGUCUGCAGCAGGGCAACGAGUCCUAGGAAGUAUUUUCCCUCCGACAGAUGAUCCGCCGCCGUCACCCCCCGUGAUACCAGCCCAGAACAACAACUGGCCUAUAACCGUUGAAAUCACUCCUAUCGUAAAAUCGGCUACACCGAUUGUAGUUGAGGAAUUAGCUGCUACGGAAUUUCACUCAGAGCAAAACCCCAUAAGGCCAAAAGAAUCGGAAGUUAAACCAAUACCAGAGCAGCAACCACAACCGGUACCGCAACAGUAUCGGCCACAGCAGCAAGAACAGCGACCGGAAAACAAUCAGCAAAUUCAAGUUCAGCUGCGAGAACAGCAGGAACAAAUCCAGCAACAUCAAGUUCAACUACAACAGGAACAGAUCCAGCAACAUCAGGUUCAGUUGCUACAAGAAAAGCAACAGGAACAGCACCAACAAGACCAAAUUCAACAACAGAAAGAACAGCAACAGGAACAGAACCAGAAAUAUGGAAUUGAACAGCAGCAAAAACCAACAGAAAUUAUUAUAACCAACACAUCAAACGGUGCAUCCGUAUUGCCGCAGUUAACCAUUGGCGAUAUAAUUAUGGGUAACAGUACAUUACCAGUAGGUACUAAAAAUUCUUCCACAGGCAAUUGAAUGUAAAAUAAAUUUCAUAGCUUUGACGCGAAGCCGUUUAUCAUUAUGAAAACUAAUUAUAACUUAUAAAUAAUAAAUUAUUUAUUAUGACAUGUGUACUUGACAGAUAGUUGCUCUUCAACGAUUUUCCAAAUUUCACCCACAAAUCCGGAGAUGUUGUAGAUUAUACCAUUAUUGUGUUUGUAUAAAAUCAAGUAUGGAGACAUCUAAUAAAAUAUUUCUAAAUCAAUUGAAA